AUGAUGAAUGGUCUAGCAGUUUUUUCCAUGCUCUUUCUUUUAGCUAAGCCUUUUUCAGCAGGUAGUGCAAAUAUCGAAAUCGAUUAUUGUAUUGCAGACCUUAGUCUCCCUAGGGGACCUCAAGGGUAUGCUUGCAAAGAUCCUGCUAAAGUCACAACUGAUGACUUUGUUUUCACUGGAUUUCGUGGUGAAAAAUCCAUCACUAACAUAUUUGGAAACAAUGUAACUCGAGCAAAUCACACUACAUUCCCAGCCUUAAACGGUUUAGGCCUUUCUAUGGCAAGGUUAGAUUUGGCUGUAGGAGGAGUUGUUCCUGCACACUCUCAUCGAACAUCAGAAAUGAUUGUUCUUAUAAACGGGACAAUUAUUGCAGGGAUUAUUGACACAAACAACACGGCAUACUAUAAAGUAUUACUGCCGGGUGAUUCUAUGAUUUUUCCACAGACCUUGCUUCACUUCCAGAUCAAUGUUGGUAAAACUCGAGCUCUUGCUUUUGUUGGGUUGAAUGGAGCAAACCCAGGAUUUCAAAUUGCUUCCACCGCGCUGUUUGCCGGCAAUUUACCACCCGAAAUAGCUUCGGCAAUCACACUCAUAAGUCCUAAGGAAGUGAGACGCUUAAACCAAAUAUUUAGCGGAAAUAUCGCAGCUUCGUAA
Molecule: messenger RNA, 654 nt
Organism: Chenopodium quinoa (quinoa)
Lineage: Eukaryota; Viridiplantae; Streptophyta; Magnoliopsida; Caryophyllales; Amaranthaceae
Product: germin-like protein
Exons: 1
Coding region: 1-654 (217 amino acids)
Cellular component (GO): cell wall
Molecular function (GO): manganese ion binding
Source: RefSeq, a predicted model, not a curated record